Molecule: messenger RNA, 964 nt
Organism: Chrysoperla carnea
Lineage: Eukaryota; Metazoa; Arthropoda; Insecta; Neuroptera; Chrysopidae
Product: pre-miRNA 5'-monophosphate methyltransferase
Exons: 2
Coding region: 201-911 (236 amino acids)
Biological process (GO): miRNA metabolic process; negative regulation of pre-miRNA processing
Cellular component (GO): cytoplasm
Molecular function (GO): O-methyltransferase activity; RNA methyltransferase activity
Source: RefSeq, a predicted model, not a curated record
UAAUCGAUUUAUGGAGUAUUUAUUGCAAACAAAUGAAAAGCUUUUUGUGCAGUGCUAUCUCUGGAGAAACUAACAAACUAUGUUGACUGAUAUAUAGAGAGACAUCUACUGCAAAUAUUAUGGAAUAUUUAAAUACAAAUUUAACUGUCAACAUGGAUCAUUGCACAGAAAAUUGCAUUACGGAAUUUUUAUGAGUAAACAUGAAUGAAAAGUGCGAAGAAAAUUUACAAUACAAAGGAAAUGACCCUGGAGCAACGAGGUUUGGUAACUUCAUCAAUUAUUACCAAUUUAACCCACCUUUAAAUAGAAUAAAAAACUUACCACGUGACCAAUGGCCAGAUAUAAAGAAGAGGUCGCUAGUGGGAUUGGAUUUAGGGUGCAACGCAGGAGACUUAACUAUUCAGCUGUAUAAAUUCUUAAAAGAAAUUUAUCCAGACAUCAACUUAAAUUUAAUUGGUAUUGAUAUCGAUCCAACUUUAAUCCAAAGAGCAGUUGAUAGUAAUGAAUUUCCAAACAAUAUCUCUUACAUUAAUCUCGAUUUUAUGAAUAAAAAAAGUUCAGAGUCUUCAUUAAAUCAUGAAAAAUUUGAUUUCGUCUUUUGUUUCUCUAUUACAAUGUGGAUUCAUUUAAAUAAUGGUGAUAGCGGUUUAGUAAAUUUCAUAAAAGACAUUUGCCAAAUUGCUGAAUUAAUUUUAAUAGAACCUCAACCUUGGAAAUGUUACAAGACUGCCGUUCGUCGAAUGAAACGGAGUUGUAACGAAGAAUUUCCAUUAUUUUCACAAUUGAAAAUUCGCAAUAAUGUUGAUGAUUACAUACUUGACUUAAUAAAACAAGAAGGUUUUCAUCAAAUAUUUGAAACGUUGAACAGUGAAUGGGGCCGUAAAAUUAUAUUAUUUCACAAAAAAAGAUAACAAACAUUUUUGGAAAUAUUAAUUUUAUUUAUACAACUAAUGAUCACCUAAAA